AUGCCCUAUUCUGAGAGGGCUGGCACUGAGUCAGUGGUGCUCCUGGACCCCGGGGUCGUGCCAACGUGGCAGUCGGGCAAGAAGCACCAUAAAAAGGGCCAACAAACCCCACGCCCCUGCCCGCAGCCAGGAUCUCCCCUGGGCCUCCGGGGAGCCUGGGAGAAUGAACAUAAAAGCACCAAGGUGGUUCCCGGGGGGGGAAGCACCUGUAGAAGAGCCUGUGUCAGUGGCUUCAGUGCCACCCGGUGGGGGAGGCAAAUCAGACGCCGUCCAAAGAGGUGUAAAAACAAGAGGCAGCAGCAGCCUAAUAACUCCCUUUUCAGACCAGCAACGAGGCAAAAAGGAAAGAAGAAGGGUGUUGUGGAGAUGUCUGUAGAUACCAGAGACAAUGACUGUUCGUUCCUCAAUAGCUCCUAUUCCUGGGGCAGAGUUCAAGCAGCUUUGUCCUUCCAUAAGAAGAAGACAGUUACCACAGAGGCGAGUUUCUGCAACACCAUCCUUUGUACCCCCUCUGGGAAAUCCCUCCUUUCAGGUUACCAAGCCACCCCAUCUACUGGUAGGGCUCAGUGCAGCACUUGGUCUGUUUCUUCCAUGAUCCUGCUGGCUCCCAAGGAUUCCUGCUCUGCCCUGGAGCUCGUGCUUACAGAUGCUGAGAAGGUUUUUGGGGAAUGCCAACAGGAGGGGCCUGUUGCUUUUGAGGAAUGCAUUCCUUUAGAUAAGAUGAAAAACUGCAAGAAAAUUGGAGAAGGGGUGUUUGGAGAGGUCUUCCAGAUUGACAGUGAGAGAGGACCUGUGGCCUUAAAAAUAAUUCCCAUUGAGGGCACCCAAAGAGUAAAUGGUGAAGCUCAAAAGAGCUUUGGAGAGAUUCUGCCUGAGAUCAUCAUUUCAAAAGAACUCAGUCUUCUGUCUGAAGAGUCUGUGAACAGGACUGUUGGGUUCAUCAGCUUGUACUCUGUGCACUGUGUUCAAGGGGCCUAUCCUACGUAUCUCCUGGAAGCCUGGGACAAAUACCACAAAGUAACAGGCUCAGAAAAUGACCGGCCAGACUUUUUUGGAGACAAGCAGCUCUUUGUUGUCCUGGAGUUUGAAUUUGGAGGCAGCGACUUGGAGAACAUGAGAAAGGAGUUCAGUUCAGUGGCAUCAGCUAAAAGCAUCUUGUACCAGGUGACUGCUUCCCUGGCUGUGGCAGAACAGGAGCUGCACUUUGAGCACAGGGACUUGCACUGGGGGAACGUGCUGGUGAAGAAAACAGAUGUAAAGGAGCUUGACUACGUGUUGAAUGGGGAGACACACACAAUCCCCACAGCGGGACUUCAUGUCAACAUCAUCGACUACACCCUGUCUCGGCUGGAGAAGGAUGGCUUAACUGUCUUCUGUGACCUUUCCACUGAUGAAGAACUCUUCCUAGGCACAGGGGACUACCAGUUUGAUAUCUACAGACAAAUGAAAGAGGAGAACUCCAACAACUGGACUGACUACCACCCACACAGCAACGUCCUCUGGCUGCACUACUUGUCAGACAAACUCCUGCACAACGUGCGCUACAAGAAAAAGGCAUCAACUCCUGCCAUGAAGAAAACAGAGCAGCAGCUCAAGAAGUUCCACAAGGAAGUACUGACCUUUGGCUCUGCUGGUGAUGUUUUACAGAACAGCAGCCUCUUCCAGUGA
This is a messenger RNA of Chaetura pelagica (chimney swift), 1668 nucleotides long. It is a transcript of the gene HASPIN, whose product is annotated as germ cell associated 2 (haspin). Lineage: Eukaryota; Metazoa; Chordata; Aves; Apodiformes; Apodidae. Gene Ontology annotation, cellular component: cytoplasm; nucleus. Gene Ontology annotation, biological process: intracellular signal transduction; protein phosphorylation; mitotic cell cycle. Gene Ontology annotation, molecular function: ATP binding; histone H3T3 kinase activity. The record is from RefSeq and is a predicted model, not a curated record. The transcript is spliced from 2 exons. The coding region runs from base 1 to 1668 and encodes 555 amino acids.